GGCUUCUCCUUCAAGCGAGGAAAGGAAGAGAACGAGGCUUUAGGGUUUCGAUUCUUUGAUCGAGAUGAGGGAGAUCAUCAGUAUUCACAUUGGGCAGGCUGGGAUCCAAGUGGGAAACUCUUGCUGGGAAUUAUACUGCCUUGAGCAUGGGAUCCAGCCCGAUGGAAUGAUGCCCAGCGAUACAUCGGUGGGUAUUGGCCAUGACGCCUUCAAUACCUUCUUCAGUGAGACGGGUUCUGGAAAGCAUGUCCCAAGAGCAGUAUUUGUUGAUCUUGAGCCUACUGUCAUUGAUGAAGUGAGGACUGGUGCAUACAGGCAACUCUUCCACCCAGAGCAGCUCAUCUCUGGCAAGGAAGAUGCUGCCAAUAACUUCGCUCGUGGGCAUUACACCGUUGGGAAGGAAAUUGUGGACUUAUGCCUUGAUCGAGUUAGAAAAUUAGCAGACAAUUGCACCGGGUUGCAAGGUUUUCUUGUUUUCAAUGCGGUUGGCGGCGGCACGGGAUCUGGAUUGGGUUCUUUGUUGUUGGAGAGGUUGUCAGUGGAUUAUGGAAAGAAAUCAAAGCUUGGGUUUACUAUCUAUCCUUCUCCUCAGGUUUCUACAGCAGUUGUGGAACCAUACAAUAGCGUCCUAUCCACACACUCCUUGCUGGAACACACUGAUGUUGCUAUCCUUUUGGACAAUGAAGCCAUCUAUGAUAUUUGCAGGCGAUCACUAGAUAUCGAAAGGCCUACUUACACCAAUCUUAACCGUUUGAUCUCUCAGAUAAUUUCAUCAUUGACCACUUCACUUAGGUUUGAUGGAGCUAUCAAUGUCGAUAUCACUGAGUUCCAGACCAAUCUUGUUCCUUAUCCCCGAAUCCAUUUCAUGCUUUCUUCAUAUGCACCUGUCAUCUCAGCUGAGAAGGCCUACCAUGAGCAGCUCUCAGUUCCAGAGAUCACCAAUGCAGUUUUUGAGCCUUCAAGCAUGAUGGCUAAGUGUGACCCAAGGCAUGGAAAAUACAUGGCUUGCUGCCUCAUGUACCGCGGAGAUGUCGUGCCGAAGGAUGUCAAUGCUGCCGUCGCAACGAUCAAAACAAAGAGGACAGUUCAAUUUGUUGAUUGGUGCCCAACUGGCUUUAAGUGUGGAAUAAACUACCAGCCUCCUUCUGUAGUACCUGGAGGUGAUCUUGCAAGGGUGCAACGAGCUGUUUGUAUGAUCAGUAACAACACAGCUGUGGCUGAGGUGUUUUCUCGCAUCGACCACAAGUUCGAUCUCAUGUAUGCAAAGCGCGCAUUUGUGCACUGGUAUGUUGGAGAAGGAAUGGAGGAAGGCGAGUUCUCCGAGGCCAGGGAGGACCUCGCCGCCCUCGAGAAAGAUUACGAGGAAGUUGGAGCUGAGGGUGCUGAUGAUGUUGUGGAUGGAGAAGAAGACUACUGAGCUACUCAGCACUGAGUCUACUUCGGGUGUGCUUAUUGUCUGUCUUACUGUUGAUUGUAUUGUGCUGUAAUAUGUGCAUCAUACUAUCAGUUUUUAUUUCAUACAUUUGUAAUGUUCCUUUUCAUGUACUCUAAUCCUGGAUUGGAUUUUUGAAAUUUUAUUUGGUUAAUUGAAAUAUUAAGUCAUUUUCAGGUCCAA
This is a messenger RNA of Dendrobium catenatum, 1615 nucleotides long. Its product is annotated as tubulin alpha-3 chain. Lineage: Eukaryota; Viridiplantae; Streptophyta; Magnoliopsida; Asparagales; Orchidaceae. Gene Ontology annotation, molecular function: GTP binding; structural constituent of cytoskeleton. The coding region runs from base 65 to 1417 and encodes 450 amino acids. Gene Ontology annotation, biological process: mitotic cell cycle; microtubule cytoskeleton organization. The record is from RefSeq and is a predicted model, not a curated record. Gene Ontology annotation, cellular component: microtubule; cytoplasm. The transcript is spliced from 5 exons.